GAAAGUGAAGUAAAAGGCACUGUGUUAUUGUCGUGUCAGUUUUAUUAAGCCUGAAUCACAAUGGCAUACCCAGGGAAGGACACACGAAACCCACAUUAAUGCAAAUUAAUUCGUUAUGAGUUGCAGAGCUGUGACUGCUAAGUGGAGUAAUGAUGGGGGCAUCAUUUAAAGAGCGUUCGUGAAGCUAGCAACUUUCCGUGAAAAUGCUGUGUGAGGAACAUGGCUCAGCACGUGAGCCUGGGUGCUUUGGCGGGCUAGAAAUGGGUUUUGUUCAGAAGCAGGAAAGUUGAUUCACUUUAUAUCUUCCCCCCUCCAGCCCCCAAGCAGUUUAAGAACUUUGUUUUAAUGUGUAAAGAAAAUCAGCUAGUUUUUCCUCAAAAAUCAACCCAGAAAUGCCGAUCACCAUCCCCAAAGUUCAACUUCAACAUUUCUUUUUUAUUUUCUUUUUUAAUUUUGCAAGAGGUUGCAGCACAAAGUGGGAAAAAAACGAACGUGUAGCAUCCCCCCAUAGACCUCUAGAUGUAACUUUCUUGAAGCAAUUUUUUCCCUUUUUUUUUUUUUUCUUCUUACAGGAUUUUGGUCUCAGGCAAUGUUGCAAGUCAAUACUUCUUUCCCCAAAUCUCCAUUUUCAGUCCGGGAGCACACAUUACUCUGCGUACAAAACGAUUGAACACCAGAUUGCAAUUCAGUAUCUGCAGAUGAAAUGGCCGCUGCUCGAUGUCCAGGCAGGCACGCUCCAGAGCAGACAAGCCCUCAAGGAUGCACGCUCUCCGUCGCCGGCGCACAUUGUUUGUCCCCUCCCUUGCUGCACUCAGGGCCACGACUGUCAGCACCUCUACCCCCCCUCAGACUUCACUGUCAGCACUCAAGUCUUCAGGGACAUGAGGAGGAGCCACUCCUUACAAAAGGUUGGGGAGCCCUGGUGUUUGGAGUCGAACAAAGUGCCCGUGGUGCAGCACCCUCACCAUGUCCACCCUCUCACGCCUCUUAUCACAUACAGCAACGAACACUUCACCCCGGGAAACCCGCCUCCACACUUACCAGCUGACGUAGACCCCAAAACAGGAAUCCCACGGCCUCCGCACCCUCCAGAUAUAUCUCCAUAUUACCCACUAUCUCCCGGCACCGUAGGACAAAUCCCCCAUCCGCUAGGAUGGUUAGUACCACAGCAAGGCCAGCCAGUGUACCCAAUCACGACAGGAGGAUUCCGCCACCCCUACCCCACAGCUCUGACUGUCAACGCUUCCAUGUCCAGGUUCCCUCCCCACAUGGUCCCACCACAUCACACUCUGCACACGACCGGCAUCCCCCACCCGGCCAUCGUCACGCCAACAGUCAAGCAGGAAUCCUCCCAGAGUGACGUCGGCUCGCUCCACAGCUCAAAGCAUCAGGACUCCAAAAAGGAAGAGGAAAAGAAGAAGCCCCACAUAAAGAAACCUCUCAACGCGUUCAUGUUGUAUAUGAAGGAAAUGAGAGCGAAGGUCGUCGCCGAGUGCACGUUGAAAGAGAGCGCGGCCAUCAACCAGAUCCUGGGGCGAAGGUGGCACGCGUUGUCGAGAGAGGAGCAAGCAAAAUACUACGAGCUGGCGCGGAAGGAGCGGCAGCUCCACAUGCAGCUGUACCCCGGCUGGUCCGCACGGGAUAACUAUGGGAAGAAGAAGAAGAGGAAAAGGGACAAGCAGCCCGGGGAGACCAAUGGAGAAAAAAAAAGUGCGUUCGCUACAUACAAGGUGAAGGCAGCUGCCUCAGUCCACCCUCUUCAGAUGGAAGCUUACUAGACUCGCCUCCUCCCUCCCCCAACCUGCUAGGCUCCCCUCCCCAAGACGCCAAGGCGCAGACUGAGCAGACGCAGCCUCUCUCGCUGUCCCUGAAGCCCGACCCCCUGGCCCACCUGUCCAUGAUGCCUCCGCCGCCCGCCCUCCUGCUUGCCGAGGCCGCCCAUGGCAAGGCCCCUGCCCUCUGUCCCAACGGGGCCCUGGACCUGCCUCCCGCCGCUUUGCAGCCGCCCAUCCUGCCCUCGUCAUCUAUUGCACAGCCGUCGACAUCUUCCUUACAUUCCCACAGCUCUCUGGCCGGGACCCAGCCCCAGCCGCUCUCCCUGGUAACCAAGUCUUUAGAAUAGCUUUAGCUUCGUGAGCCCCGCUUGUUUUGUGUAGUGUUUCAUUUUGCUUUCCUUCAUUUCCUCCCCCCUUUUUGGAAGGUUUUGUUUUGUACUCUUAAUUUUGUGCCACGUGGCUACAUUAGUUAAUGUUUAUCGAGUUCAUUGGUCAAUAUUUGACCCAUUCUUAUUUCAGUGUCUCCUUUUAAAUAUGUAGAUGAGAGAAGAACCUCAUGAUUCUACCAAAAUUUUUAUCAACAGCUGUUUAAAGUCUUUGUAGCGUUUAAAAAUAUAUAUAUAUAUACAUAACUGUUAUGUAGUUGGGAUAGCUUAGUUUUAAAAGACUGAUUAAAAAGCAAAAAGGAAAAAAAAAAAAGAAGCAAUUUGGAAGCAGCCCUCCAGAAGGAGUUGGUUCUGUAUUAUUUGUAUUAAAUACGAGCUUGCGAACCAAUCAUUUUACAUCUGGUUUUUAAACCACCAGGGCACGACGAAUGCAGUGCCGCGAGUUUUUUUUCUUCUUCCGUGUGAAACAACUUUUAUUGUGAUGUUACUUGUUAUUGUUUAAAUGUACAGAAACAAAGGGUUAAAAUGUGUUAAUAUACCUUGUUCCAUGGUGUUGUUCUUUUGGGGGGGGAGGGGAUGCUUCUCAACACUUAAUGGCAUCACAGCGCUGUUGGACCAGUAGUAUUUAUUGCUUUAGAGAUUGCUCGUCGAACCCGUACGUCGUCCCUUUUAAAAUAUGUUUUCCUUUUUUCUUGAAACCGUGUAAAGUCUUUUUUCCCCCUUAGCAUCAGCAUCUUAUAUAUAACAACUCAUUUGUACAAGGUUUUUAAGUUUAUAUAUAAAAUGUGUAUAUAUAUUUUUUUGUUUGUUUCCAUUUUCGACUUUUUUUUUUUUCUGUAUGAAACCCAGAUGCCGCCAAAUGGACAUGAAUAGUUGCAUUAAAGGAUCAGUAGCAUUAACAAAACUUGUUUUAAAAGCCAUUAUGUGAAACAAGACUUGAAAAUUAGCGAGGGAAUUUUAGCGACGCUGUUUGAGCAACGACGGGAACGUCCCUGUGUCCUCUUUGAGCUCACAGUCGAACGCCCUGCACCCCGAGGAUGUGGACUGACUGCGGAACUUUAUGUGCCAAAAUUCUCAGAGACUUUAGCUUUCUCCCUCUUUUCGAUGCUGUAAUUUCCGUUCACCAUGUUUUGCUGUGAUGUUACAUAGGUAGAUCUGUGUGUAGUUUUAAUGUCACCUAUAACAAGAUGUGUUUGGUAGCAGAUUGUCCAGAAAAGCAUUUUAAAUGAAGAGGUAUAAACCCUUAAGGGCCAAAAUUCUGUAUAUUAGAUUACUCUUAAAGGAGAAACCAGCUACCGCUUCUAUGUACCCGUACGACAUACGAGUAGGUAGCGAACUUUAAAAAUAAACAAAACCUAGGCAUGUUGAUGUUGCAAAAUGCUGUAUAAAGCUGAAACCUGUUCAUUCACAGUGCCAUUGUAGUUGACAUGAAGCGAUUGUAAAACUGUCUCCGAUUUUUCUCUGGUUUAUUAAGAUGCUAACGAUAACAUUUUUUUGUGUGUGAAUACUUUGAAUGUUUCCUAACAGUUGUGAUGUUACUGUUCCGUUUUAUGCUCUUAUUCCAGUUUCAUUUCUAAUGGUUUGGAAGCCAUUUUUGUAAUGAAUAAAUGUUCAUGCUGUACAGUAUCUGUAGCAUGCCGUGCUGGGUUAAUAAAAGCAACUUAGUGUGUGCAGAUGAA
This is a messenger RNA of Myotis lucifugus (little brown bat), 3840 nucleotides long. RefSeq names its product transcription factor 7 like 2 (gene TCF7L2). The transcript has 12 exons. The coding region runs from base 393 to 1778 and encodes 461 amino acids. The record is from RefSeq and is a predicted model, not a curated record. Gene Ontology annotation, molecular function: DNA-binding transcription factor activity, RNA polymerase II-specific; RNA polymerase II cis-regulatory region sequence-specific DNA binding. Gene Ontology annotation, biological process: regulation of transcription by RNA polymerase II; canonical Wnt signaling pathway. Lineage: Eukaryota; Metazoa; Chordata; Mammalia; Chiroptera; Vespertilionidae. Gene Ontology annotation, cellular component: catenin-TCF7L2 complex; beta-catenin-TCF complex.